Molecule: messenger RNA, 10008 nt
Organism: Odobenus rosmarus divergens (Pacific walrus)
Lineage: Eukaryota; Metazoa; Chordata; Mammalia; Carnivora; Odobenidae
Gene: HTT
Product: huntingtin
Exons: 67
Coding region: 1-9393 (3130 amino acids)
Biological process (GO): microtubule-based transport
Cellular component (GO): nucleus; cytoplasm
Source: RefSeq, a predicted model, not a curated record
AUGGCGACCCUAGAAAAGCUGAUGAAGGCCUUCGAAUCCCUCAAGUCCUUUCAGCAGCAACAGCAGCAGCAGCAGCAGCAGCAGCCUCCGCCGCCGCCUCAGCCUGUUCAGGCGCUGCCGCAGGCGCAGCCGCCGCUGCCUCAGCCGCAGCCGCCGCCGCCCCCGCCGCCCCCGCCGCCCCCCGGCCCGGCCGUGGCCGAGGAGCCACUGCAUCGACCAAAGAAAGAACUCUCAGCCACCAAGAAAGACCGCGUGAACCAUUGUCUGACAAUAUGUGAAAACAUAGUGGCACAGUCACUCAGAAAUUCUCCAGAAUUUCAGAAACUUCUGGGCAUCGCUAUGGAACUUUUUCUGCUGUGCAGUGAUGAUGCAGAGUCAGAUGUCCGGAUGGUGGCUGACGAGUGCCUCAACAGAGUCAUAAAGGCCCUGAUGGACUCCAAUCUUCCGAGGCUACAGUUAGAACUCUAUAAGGAAAUCAAAAAGAACGGUGCUCCCCGGAGCCUGCGCGCCGCCUUGUGGAGGUUUGCUGAACUGGCUCACCUGGUCCGGCCUCAGAAGUGCAGGCCUUACUUGGUAAACCUUUUGCCUUGCCUGACUCGAAUAAGCAAGAGACCUGAGGAAUCUGUUCAGGAGACCUUGGCUGCAGCUGUACCCAAAAUUAUGGCUUCUUUUGGCAAUUUUGCAAAUGACAAUGAAAUUAAGGUUCUAUUAAAGGCUUUCAUAGCAAAUCUGAAGUCAAGCUCCCCGACCAUUCGGCGGACGGCGGCUGGCUCAGCGGUGAGCAUCUGCCAGCACUCAAGAAGGACGCAGUAUUUUUAUAGCUGGCUACUAAAUGUGCUCUUAGGUUUGCUGGUCCCUGUUGAGGGUGAACAUUCUACCCUCCUGAUUCUUGGAGUGCUGCUCACACUGAGAUACCUGGUGCCCUUGCUGCAGCAGCAGGUCAAGGACACGAGCCUGAAAGGCAGCUUUGGGGUGACACGGAAAGAACUGGAAGUCUCCCCCUCGACAGAGCAGCUUAUCCAGGUUUAUGAGCUGACCUUGCACUACACUCAGCACCAAGACCACAAUGCUGUGACCGGUGCGCUGGAGCUCCUGCAGCAGCUGUUCAGGACGCCGCCACCCGAGCUCCUGCAGGCCCUGAGCACGCCGGGCGGCGGGCCGCUCACCGCCGCACACCGCCAGCCCGGCUGCCGGAGCCGUAGCGGCAGCAUCGUGGAGCUGCUAGCUGGAGGGGGUUCUUCAUGCAGCCCUGUCCUUUCAAGAAAACAAAAAGGGAAAGUGCUCUUCGGAGAAGCAGCGGCCUUGGAGGAUGACUCUGAGUCCAGGUCGGAGGGCAGCAGCCCCGCCUUCACAGCCUCAGUCAAGGGUGAGAUUGGUGGCGAGCUGGCUGCCUCUUCCGGGGUCUCCACUCCUGGCUCUGCCAGUUCAGCCACCGACUCUGUGGGCCACGACAUCAUCACCGAGCAGCCCCGGUCACAGCACACGCUGCAGCCAGACUCGGUGGAUCUGACCGGCUGUGACCUGGCGAGCGCUGCCACCGAUGGGGAUGAGGAGGACAUCCUGAGCCACAGCUCCAGCCAGAUCAGUGCCGUCCCGUCCGACCUGGCCAUGGACCUGAACGAUGGCACCCAGGCCUCCUCCCCAGUCAGCGACAGCUCCCAGACCACCACCGAGGGGCCUGAUUCGGCUGUGACCCCUUCAGACAGUUCUGAAAUUGUGUUAGAUGGUGCCGACAGCCAGCAUUCGGGGAUGCAGAUCGGACAGCCACCCGACGAGGAUGAGGAAGCCACGGGCAUUCUUCCGGAUGAAGACGUGGAUGCUUUCCGAAGCUCUUCAGUUGCCCUGCAGCAAGCACAUUUAUUGAAAAGUAUGGGCCACAGCAGGCAGCCCUCUGACAGCAGUAUAGAUAAAUUUAUCUCCAGAGAUGAAGCUGCCGAACCAGGAGAUCAAGAAAACAAGCCUUGCCGGAUCAAAGGUGACAUAGGACAGUCUACCGACGACGAUUCUGUUCCUCUUGUCCAUUGUGUCCGCCUUCUCUCUGCUUCAUUUUUGCUGACUGGGGAAAAAAAUGUGCUGGUUCCGGACAGGGACGUGAGGGUCAGCGUGAAGGCGCUGGCACUCAGCUGUGUGGGGGCAGCCGUGGCCCUUCAUCCUGAGUCUUUCUUCAGCAAACUUUAUAAAGUACCUCUUGACACCAUGGAGUACCCUGAGGAGCAGUAUGUGUCAGACAUCCUGAACUACAUCGACCACGGAGACCCCCAGGUCAGAGGAGCCACGGCCGUUCUCUGUGGGACCCUCAUCGCCUCCAUUCUCAGCAGGUCCCGCUUCCAAGUGGGAGACUGGAUGAGCACCAUCAGGGCCCUGACAGGAAAUACAUUUUCUCUGGCGGACUGCAUUCCUUUGCUGCAGAAAACUCUGAAGGAUGAAUCUUCUGUGACUUGCAAGCUGGCUUGUACAGCUGUGAGGCACUGUGUCAUGAGUCUCUGCAGCAGUAGCUAUAGUGAAUUGGGAUUACAGCUGAUCACCGACAUGCUGACCUUGAGGGAUAGUUCCUACUGGCUGGUGAGGACAGAGCUUUUGGAAACUCUUGCAGAGAUUGACUUUAGGUUGGUGAGCUUUUUGGAGGCAAAAGCAGAAAACCUGCACAGAGGGGCCCAUCAUUACACAGGGCUUUUAAAACUGCAAGAACGAGUGUUGCAUGAUGUUGUCAUCUAUCUGCUCGGGGACGAGGACCCCAGGGUGCGGCACGUUGCUGCAGCAGCUUUGAUGAGGCUUGUCCCAAAGCUAUUCUAUAAGUGCGACCAAGGGCAAGCUGACCCCGUCGUGGCUGUGGCGAGGGAUCAAAGCAGUGUUUACCUGAAGCUCCUCAUGCAUGAGACGCAGCCUCCCUCUCACUUCUCCGUCAGCACCAUCACCAGAAUAUACAGAGGCUAUAACUUACUGCCGAGCAUGACGGACGUCACUGUGGAAAACAACCUCUCCAGAGUCAUCGCGGCAGUUUCCCGCGAACUGGUCACGUCCACCACGCGUGCGCUCACAUUUGGAUGCUGCGAAGCUCUGUGUCUCCUUUCAACCACCUUUCCCGUCUGCAUUUGGAGUUUAGGUUGGCAUUGUGGGGUGCCCCCGCUGAGCACCUCUGAUGAGUCGAGAAAGAGCUGUACUGUUGGCAUGGCCACAAUGGUCCUCACCUUGCUCUCGUCAGCUUGGUUCCCACUGGAUCUCUCAGCCCAUCAGGAUGCUUUGGUUUUAGCCGGAAACUUGCUUGCAGCCAGUGCCCCUAAAUCUCUGAGAAGUUCCUGGACCUCCGAAGAAGAGGCCAACCCAACAGCUGCCAAGCAGGAAGAGGUCUGGCCAGCUCUGGGUGACCGGACCCUGGUGCCCAUGGUGGAACAGCUCUUCUCCCACCUGCUGAAGGUGAUUAAUAUCUGUGCUCACGUCUUGGACGAUGUGGCUCCGGGACCAGCAAUGAAGGCAGCCUUGCCGUCUCUGACAAAUCCUCCUUCUCUAAGUCCCAUCCGACGAAAGGGAAAGGAGAAAGAACCCGGAGAGCCGGCCUCUGUGCCCUUGAGCCCCAAGAAAGGCAGUGAAGCCAGUCCAGCCUCUCGACAAUCUGAUGCCCCAGGGCCUGUUACAGCAAAUAAGUCUUCUUCGCUGGGGAGUUUCUGUCACCUGCCUUCGUACCUCAAAUUGCAUGACGUCCUGAAAGCUACUCACGCCAACUACAAGGUAACCUUGGAUCUUCAGAACAGCACUGAAAAGUUUGGGGGCUUUCUGCGCUCUGCCUUGGAUGUUCUCUCUCAGAUCCUAGAGCUGGCGACGCUGCAGGACAUCGGGAAGUGUGUUGAGGAGAUCCUAGGGUAUCUGAAAUCCUGUUUCAGCCGAGAACCGGUGAUGGCAACCGUUUGCGUUCAGCAGCUGCUGAAGACUCUCUUUGGGACAAACUUGGCCUCCCAGUUUGAUGGCUUAUCCUCCAACCCCAGCAAGUCUCAAGGCCGAGCACAGCGUCUGGGCUCCUCCAGCGUGAGGCCGGGCUUGUACCACUACUGCUUCAUGGCUCCAUACACCCACUUCACCCAGGCCUUAGCCGACGCCAGCCUGAGGAACAUGGUGCAGGCGGACCAGGACCACGACACUUCAGGGUGGUUUGACGUGCUUCAGAAGGUGUCUACCCAGCUGAAGACCAACCUCACGAGCGCCACAAAGAACCGCGCAGAUAAGAAUGCUAUUCAUAAUCACAUCCGCUUGUUCGAGCCUCUGGUUAUUAAAGCUUUGAAGCAGUACACCACCACCACGUCCGUGCGGCUGCAGAGGCAGGUUCUGGACUUGCUGGCGCAGCUGGUGCAGUUACGCGUCAACUACUGUCUUCUGGACUCGGACCAGGUGUUUAUUGGAUUUGUGCUGAAGCAGUUUGAAUACAUUGAAGUAGGCCAGUUCAGGGAAUCAGAGGCAAUUAUUCCAAACAUCUUUUUCUUCCUGGUAUUACUAUCUUACGAACGCUAUCAUUCAAAACAGAUCAUUGGAAUUCCUAAAAUCAUUCAGCUCUGUGAUGGCAUCAUGGCCAGUGGGAGGAAGGCUGUGACACAUGCCAUACCAGCUCUGCAGCCAAUAGUCCAUGACCUCUUUGUACUGAGAGGAACCAAUAAAGCCGACGCAGGAAAAGAGCUUGAAACCCAAAAAGAGGUGGUGGUGUCGAUGCUGCUGAGACUCAUCCAGUACCAUCAGGUGUUGGAGAUGUUCAUCCUGGUCCUGCAGCAGUGCCACAAGGAGAAUGAAGACAAGUGGAAGCGACUGUCUCGGCAGAUAGCCGACGUCAUCCUCCCGAUGUUAGCCAAGCAGCAGAUGCACAUUGAUUCUCAUGAAGCCCUUGGAGUGUUAAAUACUUUAUUUGAGAUUCUGGCCCCUUCCUCCCUCCGUCCCGUGGACAUGCUUUUACGGAGUAUGUUUGUCACUCCAGAUACAAUGGCAUCUGUGAGCACUGUUCAACUGUGGAUCUCAGGAAUCCUAGCCAUUUUGAGGGUUCUAAUUUCCCAGUCAACUGAAGAUAUUGUUCUUUCUCGUAUUCAGGAGCUCUCCUUCUCCCCAUAUUUAAUCUCCUGUCCAAUAAUUGAUAGGUUAAGAGAUGGGGACAGUACUUCAACACCAGAAGAACACAACGAAGGGAGACAAAUCAAGAGUUUGCCAGAGGAAACAUUUUCAAGGUUUCUACUACAACUAGUUGGCAUUCUUUUGGAGGAUAUUGUUACAAAACAGCUAAAAGUGGAAAUGAGUGAACAGCAACAUACUUUCUAUUGUCAAGAACUAGGCACGCUUCUAAUGUGUCUGAUCCACAUCUUCAAGUCUGGAACGUUCCGGAGAAUCACGGCGGCUGCCUCGAGGCUCUUCGCGGCGGACCGCGCCGAUGGCACUUUCUACGGCCUGGAGAGGCUGAAUGCGCGCGUGCGCACCAUGCUGCCCACGCACCCGGCGCUCGUGCUGCUCUGGUGCCAGAUCCUGCUGCUCGUCAGCCACACUGACUACCGCUGGUGGGCAGAGGUGCAGCAGACCCCCAGGAGACGCAGUCUGUCCAGUACGAAGUCACUCAGCCCCCAGGUGCCUGGAGAGGAGGACCCUGAUGCAGCCAGCCCGGUGGACGGCCUGCGCGUCCCGGGCUCGGCGAGGGGAGCGCUCAUUCCCGUCAGGGACAGAGUCUGUCAGAACCUACACGAUUCAGAGCACUUAACGUGGCUCAUUGUGAAUCACAUCCAGGACCUGAUCAAUCUAUCCCACGAGCCCCCCGUGCAGGAUUUUAUCAGUGCUGUUCAUCGGAACUCCGCUGCCAGUGGCCUCUUCAUCCAGGCGAUUCAGUCUCGUUGUGAAAACCUUUCAACCCCUACCACCCUGAAGAAGACGCUUCAGUGCUUAGAAGGGAUCCACCUCAGCCAGUCGGGCGCCGUGUUAACACUGUAUGUGGACAAGCUUUUGUGCACUCCGUUCCGUGUGCUGGCUCGCAUGGUCGACACUCUAGCCUGUCGCCGGGUGGAAAUGCUUCUGGCUGCAAAUUUACAGAGCAGCACGGCCCAGCUGCCAGUGGAGGAGCUCAGCAGGAUCCAGGAAUACCUUCAGAGCAGCGGCCUGGCUCACAGACACCAGAGGCUCUACUCCCUGCUGGACAGGCUUCGUCUUGCCACCGCACCUGGCUCAUGUGGCCCUUCUCCUCCAGUCACGUCCCACCCGCUGGACGGGGAUGGGCCCCUGGCACUGGAGACCGUGAUUCCAGACAAAGACUGGUACCUACGUCUAGUCAAAUCCCAGUGCUGGACUAGGUCGGAUUCUGCGCUGCUGGAAGGGGCAGAACUGGUGAAUCGGAUUCCUCCCAGUGACAUGAGUACAUUCAUGAUGAACUCGGAAUUCAACUUAAGCCUGCUGGCCCCAUGCCUGGGCCUGGGCAUGCGCGAAAUCUCUGGAGGCCAGAGGAGCCCCCUUUUUGAGGCAGCCCGCCUGGCCACUCUGGACCGCGUGAGCGGCCUGGUCCGGCAGCUCCCUGCCACCCACCGCGUUCUCCAGCCGUUCCUGCCUGUGGAGCCCACCGCCUACUGGAACAAGUUGAAUGAUCUAUUUGGGGAUGCUGUGUUGUACCGGUCCUUGACCACUCUGGCCCGGGCCCUGGCCCAGUACCUGCUGGUGUUCUCCAAACUGCCCAGCCAUUUGCACCUCCCUCCUGAGAAGGAGAGGGACACUGUGAAAUUUGUGGUCAUGACCCUCGAGGCCCUGGCGUGGCAUUUGAUCCAUGAGCAGAUCCCGCUGAGUCUGGACCUGCAGGCUGGCCUGGACUGCUGUUGCCUGGCCCUGCAGCUGCCCAGCCUCUGGAGCGUGCUGUCCUCCCCAGAGAUGGUGACCCAUGCCUGCUCUCUCAUUCACUGUGUCCGCUUCGUCCUGGAAGCCGUUGUGGUGCAGCCUGGGGAUCAGCUUCUUAGUCCAGAAAGAAGGAUGAACACCCCAAAGGCUUCCAGAGAGGAUGAAGUAGAUUCAAACACACAAAACCCGGCAUAUAUCACCGCAGCCUGUGGGAUGGUGGCAGAAAUGGUGGAGUCUUUGCCGUCAGUGUUGGCCUUGGGGCAUAAAAGGAAUAGCAACACCCCAGCGUUUCUCACGUCAGUGCUCAGGAACAUCAUCAUCAGCCUGGCUCGCUUACCCCUUGUCAACAGCUACACGCGCGUGCCCCCCCUGGUUUGGAAGCUCGGAUGGUCGCCCAAGCCAGGAGGUGACUUUGGCACAGCCUUCCCUGAGAUCCCGGUGGAGUUCCUCCAGGAGAAGGAAGUCUUUAAAGAGUUUAUCUACCGCAUCAAUGCACUAGGGUGGACCAGCCGCACCCAGUUUGAGGAAACGUGGGCCACCCUCCUUGGCGUCCUGGUGACUCAGCCCCUCGUGAUGGAGCAGGAGGAGAGCCCACCGGAAGAAGACACGGAGAGGACCCAGAUCAAUGUCCUGGCCGUGCAGGCCAUCACCUCACUGGUGCUGAGCGCAAUGACCGUGCCCGUGGCUGGCAACCCAGCCGUGAGCUGCUUGGAGCAGCAGCCCCGGAACAAGCCCCUCAAAGCCCUCGACACCAGGUUUGGGAGGAAGCUGAGCAUUAUCCGAGGAAUUGUAGAGCAGGAAAUCCAAGCAAUGGUUUCAAAGAGAGAGAACAUCGCCACCCAUCACUUAUACCAGGCGUGGGACCCCGUCCCUUCUCUGUCUCCUGCUACGACAGGUGCCCUCAUCAGCCACGACAAGCUUCUGCUGCAGAUCAACCCCGAGCGGGAGCUGGGGAACAUGAGCUAUAAGCUUGGCCAGGUGUCCAUUCACUCCGUGUGGCUGGGGAACGGCAUCACGCCCCUGCGUGAGGAGGAGUGGGAGGAGGAGGAGGAGGAGGAGGCCGACGUCCCCGCCCCCGCGUCACCACCCACGUCGCCCGUCAACUCCAGGAAGCACCGGGCUGGGGUCGAUAUCCACUCCUGUUCCCAGUUUUUGCUCGAACUGUACAGUCGCUGGAUCCUGCCGUCAGGGUCGGCCCGAAGGACGCCCAUCAUCCUGAUCAGCGAAGUGGUUCGAUCUCUCCUAGUAGUCUCAGACUUGUUCACCGAACGCACCCAGUUUGAGAUGAUGUAUCUGACGCUGACAGAGCUGCGGAGGGUGCACCCUGCAGAAGACGAGAUUCUCGUUCAGUACCUGGUGCCCGCCACCUGCAAGGCGGCUGCCGUCCUGGGAAUGGAUAAGGCUGUGGCAGAGCCCGUCAGCCGGCUACUGGAGAGUACCCUGAGGAGCAGCCACCUGCCCAGCAAGGUCGGGGCCCUGCACGGCGCUCUCUACGUGCUGGAGUGUGACCUCCUGGAUGAGACGGCGAAGCAGCUCGUCCCAGUCAUCAGCGACUACCUCCUGUCCAACCUCAAAGGGGUGGCCCACUGCGUGAACAUUCAUAGCCAGCAGCAUGUGCUGGUGAUGUGUGCCACUGCCUUCUACCUGAUCGAGAACUAUCCCCUGGAUGUGGGCCCGGAGUUCUCUGCGUCAAUCAUACAGAUGUGUGGGGUGAUGCUGUCUGGAAGUGAGGAAGCCACCCCGUCCAUCAUCUACCACUGCGUCCUGCGGGGCCUGGAACGCCUCCUGCUGUGUGAACAGCUGUGCCGUCUGGAUGCAGAGUCCCUGGUCAAGCUGAGUGUGGACAGAGUGAAUGUGCACAGCCCACAUCGGGCCAUGGCCGCCUUGGGCCUGAUGCUCACCUGCAUGUAUACAGGGAAGGAGAAAAUCAGUCCAGGCAGAACCUCAGACCCCAGCCCUGCCGCCCCGGACAGCGAGUCAGUGAUUGUCGCGAUGGAGCGUGUGUCUGUUCUUUUUGACAGGGUCAGGAAAGGCUUCCCCUGUGAAGCCAGAGUGGUGGCACGGAUCCUUCCUCAGUUUUUAGAUGACUUCUUCCCACCCCAGGAUGUCAUGAACAAAGUCAUUGGAGAAUUUCUCUCCAACCAGCAGCCAUACCCGCAGUUCAUGGCCACCGUCGUGUAUAAGGUUUUCCAGACUCUGCACACCACCGGGCAGUCAUCCAUGGUCAGGGACUGGGUCAUGCUGUCCCUCUCCAACUUCACCCAGAGGACCCCGGUGGCUAUGGCCGUGUGGAGCCUCUCCUGCUUCUUCAUCAGUGCUUCCACCAGCCCAUGGGUCUCGGCUGUCCUUCCCCACGUCAUCAGCAGGAUGGGCAAGCUGGAGCAGGUGGACGUGAACCUCUUCUGCCUGGUGGCCACGGACUUUUACAGACACCAGAUAGAAGAGGAGCUGGACCGCCGGGCCUUCCAGUCCGUGUUCGAGGUGGUCGCGGCACCAGGAAACCCAUAUCAUCGAUUGCUGACUUGUUUGCGGAAUGUCCACAAGGUCGCCACGUGCUGAGCGCCCACGGGGCAGCGGCACCAGAGCCGGGGGGGCCUGCCCACGCCGGCGUGGCUCCGCACACAGGCCUCCCCUCGAGUCGCGCCAUGCCGGGCAGGUGGUGUCCGGCUCUGCCACGUGGCAGAGGAGCUCUGUGGCAGGGAGGCUGCGUGCAGGGACCAUACGCAGUCACGUGGGGUUGAGCCUGAGUCCUUGCGGAGGGCGGGAGCCGCUGGUCACUAACCCUCUGUGCUGCAGCUAGUGCAAAAUGCCAGCUAACCGGCUGUUCCCGUCCUCUUAGCGCCCACCUGCCUGCGGUCACCAGGCUACAGCUGCUCUUGCGUCCAGGACGAAGUCCUCGGUCUUGCAGGUUGGCCACGGGCCUCUCUGCUGUCCCACAGGCAGAAGGUGGCGCCAGCAGGCUUUCGGGAGCACUCCCCAGGGCUCUGGCCUGGGGGUCAGGGCCACACCCGGCCCCCCGACAGGAAUGCCAUGGGGUGUGCGGGUCGCCGGGGGGGGGGGGGCUGGGAAUGCGAUAUCCAGCGCCACACUUCCCUUUCUCUGUUUUCUUCUCAGGAUUUAAAGUUUAAUUAUAUCAGUAAAGAGAUUAAUUUUAAGGUAACUUUGUAUGCCCGU